CUCUAAAUCUCGGAAAAAAUCUAAUUACAUAAUCUUCGUAAUUGAGAUUUGGAGAAAAUAUGGGGGAAUUCACUCAUUAAACAAGUAUUCCCCCAAAUUUUUCAAUUGCUAAGCCAAGAACUCCUCAUUGCUAAAUUGAAUGGAACUACUAAUUGAAGGCAGCUCGAACCUACUCUAGGCUUAAAUAGACGUAUUUAUUGAAUUGAAAUCGCACGAAACUAUAAAUCUUUCUUUCUAUUAAUUUUAGUGUUGAUUUAAAGAAUAAGUGAUUUUGAAUUAAAUAAGAUCUUAAAAAUGGCAAUCAAAUUAAACUGGGGUAUCCUUGGUGCCGGUAACAUAUCUGGACAAUUUGUUCAUGACUUGCUUUUAAAUAAUACUUUGAAAGAAAGUGGCAUUGAACACGUUGUGGUUAGUAUUGGUUCAUCGUCUAAGGCUAAAGCAAAAGUUUUCGCUGAAGAAAAUAAGAUAACUCUUGAAAAUAACCUUGGUGUCACACCUGUAUUCGAAUCAUAUGAUGAAUUAUAUGCUAAUCCAAAUGUCAAUGCUGUGUAUAUCGGUACUCCUCAUCCUUAUCAUAAAGAACAAGUUGAGGCUUCAUUGAAAGGUGGUAAGCACGUCAUUUGUGAAAAGCCAUUCACUAUCAAUAGUAAAGAAGCACAAGAAUUGUUUGAUUUGGCUAAGAAGAAGAAUUUAUUUUUAAUGGAAGCGGUGUGGACCAGAUUUUUCCCAUCUAUCAAAUUAUUAAGGAAAUAUUUAUAUGAAGAUAAAGUAAUUGGAGAUAUUCAUAGAUUAAAAUGUGAUUUCAGUUUUAAAGUCGAUUUUGAAACUACACCAACCACCCAUAGACUCAGAGAUAUCAAACUCGGAGGUGGUGCUAUCUUAGACGUUGGUAUCUAUGUUAUUACUUAUGCUAGAAUUCUUUUAGAUGAUAAAGUCGGUAAGAAUCAUACCCCAUUUGAAGUUAAAUCAUUAGUUACCCUUGAUCCAGUGGAUGGUGUUGAUUAUAAUACCAAUCUUUUAUUUAAGUAUAAUAAUGGUAAGCAAGCCGUAUUGAGUUGUGGUUUCUAUGUUGAUGGACCUCAACCUUUCAUUAGAUUAGAAGGUACUAAAGGUUAUGCUAAUUUAUCAAGUCCUAAUCCAGCAUGUCCAAAGCAAUGGAAAAUUACUUUUGCUGAUGGUAGUAAACCAAUUGAAUAUGAAGAUAAAUCAGGUUAUAAUGGUUUCAUAUAUGAAGCAAAUGCUAUGGCAGAAGAUAUUGCUGCAGGUAGAAUUGAGAAUGCCAUUCUUCCUUGGGAUGAAACUUUAUUAACCAUGGGAAUUAUGGAUGAUGUUAGAAAGGAAGCUGGUUUAGUUUACCCUCAAGAGAAGUAGGAACUUCUUUUUAGUUUUGUUAGUUAAAUUAAUAUUUAGUUAAAUUAAUAUUUAGUUAAAUUACUAUUUAG
This is a messenger RNA of Scheffersomyces amazonensis, 1442 nucleotides long. RefSeq lists its product as uncharacterized. Bases 295 to 1371 code for a protein of 358 amino acids. The record is from RefSeq and is a predicted model, not a curated record. The transcript has a single exon. Gene Ontology annotation, molecular function: nucleotide binding. Lineage: Eukaryota; Fungi; Ascomycota; Pichiomycetes; Serinales; Debaryomycetaceae.